GGUUACGAGCACAUAACAUACACUUGGUUAUGUUCUGUGGUUACGAGUCUCUAAUUGUCAUUAAAAUAAUGAUUAGUAUUACAUUAUUAUAAUUUUAAAUUAAUAUAAUAUGAUGAUAAAGAUCAAAAUAUAGCAACAGGUUAUUAACAAAAAAUGGAUAUUCAAAAUAUUAAAGAAGAAAUUGAUAUCUAUAAUAUUAAGGAAGAAGUGGUUGACCACGAUGCUAUUCUACCGAAUAUCGAUAUAAAACAAGACUUAAUUGACGAAGUAUCUAUGCUAAAAACUCAAAAGAUGAAUGAACCAAUGGAUGGAAUUUAUUCAAUCAAAAAAGAAAUAAAUGAUGACUCAAAUACUGCUAAAAUAUUUGAUAAUCAUGGGGGUACAUCUAUUAAAGCAAAAAAAAACAUUCCUGAUACACCUAAGAUGAAACUUGGAUAUAGAAAGCGAACUAAAUCAAAAGGACUAAUGAGAAAUGGGAUAAAUGUUCAACCAAAUCAUAUGGGGUUAGUGAUAUGUGUAUAUUGUGGUAAUUUAUUCACAAAACAAGUAGAAUUGUUACAUCACUUGGAGAUGAAUCAUUAUAUAAAAUACAACAGAUUUCAUAAGAUUCACCGCAAUAGUGAAAAUAAUACUUACCUUAUAGGAAAUCUUAAUAUGAAAGAUGAAAUUGAAAUAGUUGAUCAUGAAUUGAAAGUGGAGUUUCAAGAAACAACACAUCAGUUGGACGUGACUGAUAAUUUAACUGAUUCAAAAUCGUUUGUAGAGGAGAAAAGUGAUUCAAAUAAACAGAUGCAUAUUCACAUAGGAUCAGAGCCAUUUUAUUGUGUUAUUUGUUUGAGAACUUUUACACGUAGAAGUAGUUUAGGCAGACAUUUUCGUAUUCACGUCAAAGAAAAACGAUUCAAAUGUGAAUCUAAUGAAAUUGUUCAUAAAAUGAAUUUGAAUAAGUAUUUGCCGGUGAGGGAAAAGCCAUUUCAAUGUGAAAUUUGUUUGAAACCAUUUUCCCGUAAAAAUAAUUUGAUUACACAUAUGCGUAACCAUACAGGAGAAAAGCCAUUCAAAUGUGACAUUUGUUUGAAAACUUUUUCACAAAUGAGUAGUUUGAAGACACAUUUGCGUGGUCAUACAGGAGAAAAGCCAUUCAAAUGUGACAUUUGUUUGAAAACUUUUUUACAGAAAAGUGACAUAGAGAGACAUUUGCGUAGUCAUACAGGAGAAAAGCCAUUCAAAUGUGAUGUUUGUUUGAAGCCAUUUUCUCGGAAAAUUAAUUUGAAAGCACAUUUGCGAAGUCAUACAGGAGAAAAGCCAUUCAAAUGUGAUAUUUGUUUAAAAUCAUUUUCACGGAAUAUUAAUUUGAAGACACAUUUGCGAAGUCAUACAGGAGAAAAGCCUUUCAAAUGUGACAUUUGUUUGAAAUCAUUUUCAAGGAAUAUUAAUUUGAAGACACAUUUGCGAAGUCAUACAGGAGAAAAGCCUUUCAAAUGUGACAUUUGUUUGAAAAAUUUUUCACAAAUAAGUGGUUUGAAAACACAUUUGCGUAGUCAUACAGGUGAAAAACCAUUCAAAUGUGAUAUGUGUUUGAAAACAUUUUCACAGUUAAGUGGUUUGAGAAUACAUUUGCAUAGUCAUACAGGAAAAAAGCCAUUCAAAUGUGACAUUUGUUUGAAAACUUUUUCACAGACAAGUGAUUUGAAAAAACAUUUGCGUAGUCAUACAGGAGAAAAGCCAUUCAAAUGUGACAUAUGUUCUAAAACUUUUUCACAGAUAAGUGGUUUGAAAACACAUUUGCAUAAUCAUAAAUGAAACCUCUAGUUUAUAAAAA
Messenger RNA from Diorhabda sublineata, 1822 nucleotides. Its product is annotated as zinc finger protein ZFP2-like. Gene Ontology annotation, cellular component: nucleus. Gene Ontology annotation, biological process: regulation of transcription by RNA polymerase II. NCBI's taxonomy places the organism in Eukaryota, Metazoa, Arthropoda, Insecta, Coleoptera, Chrysomelidae. Gene Ontology annotation, molecular function: DNA-binding transcription factor activity, RNA polymerase II-specific; RNA polymerase II cis-regulatory region sequence-specific DNA binding. The coding region runs from base 154 to 1803 and encodes 549 amino acids. The transcript is spliced from 2 exons. The record is from RefSeq and is a predicted model, not a curated record.